Messenger RNA from Stegostoma tigrinum, 3257 nucleotides. RefSeq names its product forkhead box A1 (gene foxa1). The coding region runs from base 1079 to 2338 and encodes 419 amino acids. The transcript has 3 exons. Gene Ontology annotation, molecular function: transcription factor binding; protein domain specific binding; DNA-binding transcription factor activity, RNA polymerase II-specific. The record is from RefSeq and is a predicted model, not a curated record. NCBI's taxonomy places the organism in Eukaryota, Metazoa, Chordata, Chondrichthyes, Orectolobiformes, Stegostomatidae. Gene Ontology annotation, biological process: cell differentiation; regulation of transcription by RNA polymerase II; anatomical structure morphogenesis.
AGUAUCUGUGAACAGUCACACAGAGGAAGGGCGCGACCACAAAAUUAUGGAUCUGAUGUAAUAAACUGGCAAAACUUGCUGCAGUACCGUUCUCAUUCUGCAAAUGAUAUGUUGAAUUAUCAUGCCGAGGCCAGAUUUGUGAUGGCUACUUCACAGUUUGAAGUCCAUACUCAGUCGUACCAGUGUGUAUGUUUGCCCCUGGCACGGCUGGCAAGGGUAUACAGAUCAAUGCAGGAAUUAAUUCGUUGACCGGCAUGGAUUGAUACACAUUAAGGGUGCCCGUUUGGCAGACCGAACUUGUAGUCAUGAAUAGCAUAUGCAUUCGAGAUAGCUUCUCUUUCGCGAUAUUAUUUUAUGCCAAACCGUUUAAUAUUUUGAUGAAGAUGACCCGAGCUUCUUGGUAAAAUGUGAUCAAAUUGCUUUCUUUUCCGGAGAAAAUAGAAUAAAGAGCAAAUCUCCUCGCGUCUGCCAAAAGGUUUGUGAUUCUGACCAAACUUCCAACAUCGCAUUGCCGUCACGUUAAGAAGGAAACCUCACAGUCUUGUCGCUAUUCAACGGUUUGCAGCAAGGCCUGGAAAAGGAGCAAGAAAACCGGUUCACUCUGGGAGCUUGCCUGCUGUAUUUCAACCUUCCGAACAAUUCAGAUGAAAAGACAGGGCACGCUACUAGACUGAAAUCAUUUCAACACACUGGGUCAAUCACAUCACAGAAAGAGGUGAGACGUAAAAACAAAGUGAAAAUACAGACAAUGUAGUUUUCAUUUGACUAUUUACACAUUGUCACCCUGGUGUUGAGGAGAUUUUAAGUGUUGCCAGCUGCAAGUCUACAGCUUCUCUUUCAUGCCGCAUUUGGGAGCCAGCUCACAGGCGGAGCAGUAAACUUCUUGCACAACACAGAGAAAAGGGGAGUCCAGGACUUCAUUUUCUUUCGGGUUAACAUCCCAGACCCAAAUGUCGUCCCGUUGCUACGCGCUACAUAAAGCCGCUGCAUAAGCUGAAGUUUCGUUUAUUGAUGACUUGGAGCGAGGGCUGUCGCUGGCUGCGGAGUCCUAAAGAGGGUAACCCGAGGUGCGGUGAAGAUGGAAGGACACGAAGCUUCCGACUGGAGCAGCUACUACGGGGAACCGCAGGAGGCCUAUUCGACGGUGCCAGUGAACAGUAUGAACCCGGGACUGGGCAGCAUGAACAGCUACAUGAGCAUGAACAGCAUGGGCUCCGGCGGCAACAUGACCUCGGGCUCCUUCAACAUGUCCUACGGGAACCCAGGGAUGGGCACGGGGCUGAGCCCGGGCAUGGCCACGAUGCCAGGCGGCGGGCCGGGCGCUAUGGGCGGCGGGGUGACGGCCAUGAGCCCGAACCUGAGCAGCCAGCAGGCGUCCAUGAGCGCGCUGAGCCCGUACUCGAGCCUGAGCCCGGCCCUGAGCCCCAUGGCCUACAGCCAGAGUAACCUGAGCCGGCCCAGGGACAGCAAGAGCUUCCGGCGCAGUUACCCGCAUGCCAAGCCGCCGUACUCUUACAUCUCGCUGAUCACCAUGGCGAUCCAGCAGGCCCCCAGCAAGAUGCUGACCCUCAGUGAGAUUUACCAGUGGAUCAUGGACCUGUUCCCGUAUUACCGCCAGAACCAGCAGCGCUGGCAGAACUCCAUCCGCCACUCGCUCUCCUUCAAUGACUGCUUCAUCAAGGUGGCCCGCUCCCCGGACAAACCGGGCAAAGGCUCCUACUGGACCCUGCACCCGGACUCGGGAAACAUGUUCGAGAACGGCUGCUACCUGCGACGCCAGAAGCGCUUCAAGUGCGAGAAGAAGUCGGCGCUGCGGGCGGACGGAGCGCGCAAAGAAGCCGCGCCUCAGGGCAGCCCGGCAGCCGCCAGCAGCCGCCCCGGGCCGCUGGCCCAGGCCGAAGGCACGCCGGCCCUCAGCGACUCGAGCAGCUCGUCCAGCCCGGACACCGAGCUCGGCAAGCCGCAGGCUCCGCUGGCCAGCUCGGGCCCGGCACUGGCUGGAGGCCCGGCCUUGGGCAACGCGCUCAGCCUGAGCCCGGGGCCUCCGCCCCUCGGCCACGUGUCGGCCGCCGACUCGCAGCAAGUACACCACCUGAAGGGAGAGCCGCAUUACUCUUUCAACCACCCGUUCUCCAUUAACAACCUCAUGUCGUCCGAACAGCAGCAUCACAAGAUGGACUUGAAGGCUUACGAGCAGGCCAUGCAUUACUCCAGCUACGGGAGCAGCGGGCUGGCCCUCAGCUCUAUGGGCAAGAGCAGCCUGGAGCCCUCGGUCCUGGCCAGCGAAGCCUCCUACUACCAAGGUGUGUAUUCCAGACCUGUUCUCAACACCUCUUAGUCUUACAUCUAAAAUAGAGGAGCUUAAACCGUCAGAUCAUCAUCGACACUUUGCCCCUUUUCGGGAUUGCUAUUUCAGCACCGUUGUGUGCAAAGACUGUUACUUUUACAAGAUUUAACAUGUAUUAAAAACUGUGGAAGUGCAAAGUAGCUGCAGAGUUUGACGACGAAUCACGACUGUACAUUUCGCGGAGAAUAUCUCGCAAACAACUGCAGAAUGUAUUUAAUUUUUUUUUUAGAACCGUGUUGUAUAAUUCUAGAAUUCGUUGUGUGAUCCUGUACCACUUUCUCCGCGUCCACUUACUAUUCCCAGAGGCUGCCCGCAAGUUGUGAUAAACGCAAGACUAGUCUCGACCACUUAAAUACAUGAGCGGAAGAGAGAAGAGCGUUAGGGUAAGCAUGGGGGUUGAAUAAAAUGAGCUGCUUGGAGAAAAUAACUGUGUUAAUUCUACGAAACUACUCUAUAAUAAAAACUCGACAGGACGCUGUGCAGUUUUAGUGAAACAAAGACGAAGACGAAAGCCGUUUCCCGUUUCAUGUGUUCAUGUCGAUUCAUUGGCAUUUUUUUUUUCAAAGCGGGUUGAUUGUAAAAAUGAACCAAAUGUUACCUGCAUCAGGAACCAGGAAAAGUUACUAUAUUUUUCGUUCCGCGAUGCCUUUUAACUCUUAUUUCCAUCCAGUGUUAAUGCACUUUCCCCCCCCCCCCCCCCCCGUUUUUAGAUGUCUAGAAAUGUUGGUGGUAGCAUAUAGCCAGACGGGUUCUUGCGGCUUUUCUCAAUGUGCCUAAUUUAUUGCAUGAUCUACUCUAGGUCCUUUCUAGUUUUAAGUUGUCGAGAAAUAAUGAUACAAAUUACAAAUUGAAUUUAAGGAGUUGUUAAUUUUGUAUUUGUAAUUCUAUGAAAAUAAAAUUAUUUUGAUUU